AUGCGGUGUCCUGAUUCCGUAAAGGCUGUACGGACCAAUACCGUCCACUGCGCCGGCUAUAAUUGCCCGAACCCGAUAGCCAUCAGGAGGAACCCUUUGAUUCGCAGCAUCGACGGCAAGACCCCGCAAAUUCAUCCCAGCGUGUUCGUAAGCGAGACCGCCUAUAUCGUUGGCGACGUGAUAAUCGGCGAGGGAACCAGCAUCUGGCCUGGGGCGGUGAUACGCGCCGACUACGGCCAGAUCGUCAUCGGCAAGAACUGUUCCAUUCAGGACAACUGUGUCCUGCACACGGACGACUACCUGGAACUGGGCGAUAACGUGCUCAUGACCCACGGCGCGGUGAUACACGGCGGCAUCGUCGGCAACAACGUGAUGAUCGGGGUCAAUGCGGUCUGCCUGGAGGAUUGCAAGGUCGGCGACUACGUCCUCAUCGGCGCCGGCGCCAUCGUCACCGGCACGCCCAUCCCCAGCGAAUCGCUGGUUAUCGGCGUGCCCGGCCGGAUCCGGGAACUGCCCGAGGUCCACCGCAAGCGACUGGAAAACCCGACCGCGCGCUAUCAGGAAAACGGCCGCCGGUUUAUCGCAGCGGGUCUGGGCUUGCAGAUUCCCGCGUCCGAGUGA
Geodia barretti is the source of this 621-nucleotide messenger RNA. The record is from the annotation of a GenBank genome assembly. NCBI's taxonomy places the organism in Eukaryota, Metazoa, Porifera, Demospongiae, Tetractinellida, Geodiidae.